Messenger RNA from Lotus japonicus, 2540 nucleotides. RefSeq names its product cation/H(+) antiporter 14-like. Gene Ontology annotation, biological process: proton transmembrane transport; regulation of pH. Lineage: Eukaryota; Viridiplantae; Streptophyta; Magnoliopsida; Fabales; Fabaceae. Gene Ontology annotation, cellular component: membrane; endomembrane system. Bases 35 to 2392 code for a protein of 785 amino acids. The transcript has 3 exons. Gene Ontology annotation, molecular function: antiporter activity. The record is from RefSeq and is a predicted model, not a curated record.
UUUUGCAACAUUACCUUCCAUUAAAUCGUCUGAAAUGGCAAACGAAACAGAUCAUGAAAUGAUAAAUCAGCUGAGUUUCUAUGGAAAUAUUGGCAUUGAUCAACUAGUUUGUCAAUACAUUGAGAAACACGGAUCCAGGGGCAUAUAUCUUGGGGAUAAUCCCCUCCAUCACCCAACUACUAUGCUAAUGACUCAGAUUAUUCUUAUAUUCACUGUUGGUAGAAUUGGUCAUCUCUUGAUGAAACCUUGUCAUCAAAUACAAUUCAUUUCACAGAUUGUGGCCGGUAUCAUAUUGGGUCCCUUAUUGCUUGGUCGACUACAUUCAGGUUAUGAGUUGUUGUUUCCAUUAGCAAGUAGAAUGACACUUUCAACAUUUGCUGAAUUUGGAAUGAUAAUUUACUUCUUCAAGAUAGGGGUGCAGAUAAAUUACAAAAAUUUCUUGAAGUUUGAAAAGCAGGCAAUGGCUAUUGGUUUAGUAGGCCAGUUGUCUUCUAUAUUACUUGGUACUGCAGUUUUCAUUAUUGUUAGUUCCUAUUUGAAGACUGACUUGGAAGGUAUUAGUGGCAUUGUGGUUUUUUCUUCUUUGACCGCAUUUCCUACUAUAACUAGCUUCCUCAAUGAGAUGAACAUCCUAAAUUCAGAGAUUGGGCGCAUGGCAAUAUCUACUUCCUUGGUUAGUGAUAAAUGCACGUGGAUUUUAUUUUUUUUUGUAGUCAACAAUGUUAAAGCUUUGCAACAACGGUCAUUUAUACCUGUUGUAGUGUUGGUUGGGACAAUUUGUUAUUUCACUACUCUAUUCUUCUUGCUAAGGCCACUGGUUAUAUGGAUCUCCCAUCGCAAUCCAAAGGGAAAGCCUAUGACAGAAGGAUAUUUCUUAGCAAUCUUGUUCAUACUUCUAUUUCUUGGAUUAUCUGCACAAGUGGCUGGACAACCUGCUUUCGUUAUUGCUUUUUGGUUUGGCUUGAUCUUGCCUGAUGGUCCCCCAUUAGGUUCUGUUUUGGCAGAAAGGAUUGAUACGAUUGGUUCUACUUUAAUUAUUCCAGCUUACUGUACUAUAAGUGGGUUGAGCACAAUUGUUCCCCCAUUAACAUCAGAGGCAAUAUGCAUAGAGGCUAUCUUACUUGCAGGACUAGUAGGAAAGUUUGGAGGCACCAUUAUACCCUCACUUCACUUUAAGAUUGAUUUUUGGGAUUCUAUUGCUUUGUCUCUAAUCAUGUGCUGUAAAGGCCUUAUAGAUCUCGCCCUCUACACCUUAUUAUUUAAAAAUAAGGACAUUGGGGAACUGCCUUACACCCUUCUAAUAUAUACUUUGGUGGGUGUAACUGGGUUUGCAACUAUAGUUAUUUAUUACAUAUAUGAUCCUUCAAAGAGUUAUAUGAACUACACCAGAAAAUCAAUCAAGGACUCCCAGAAGGACCUUGAAUUUAAAGUACUUGUCUGCAUCUACAACGAAGAAAAUGUGUAUCCAAUGAUCAACCUUCUCCAAGCCUCUAACACUUCAAAGACUACACCACUUUCAGUCUUUAUUCUACACCUUUUGGAGCUUGCUGGAAGGGCAGAACCCAUCCUUACAAAAAAUGAGAACAUUAACAAGUCAUAUCCUCAUGAAGAAGCUUCCUCUCAACACAUAAACAACGCCUUUGAUAAAUUUCAACAACACAACAAAGAAAGUGUCAUGUUGCAGUGCUUUAUUUCAAUUGCACCAUUUGCAAGCAUGCAUGAUGACAUAUGCUACAUUUCAAUGGACACAAAAUCUCACAUUGUUAUCAUGCCAUUCCAUAAGCGAUGGUCCAUCAAUGGAGAUGUUGAGGUUUCCAAUGCUUCAAUCAGGACAGUAAACCAGAAAGUUAUGAGGAAAGCUCCUUGCUCAGUUGGAGUCUUAAUUGAUAGAAGCGAGAUGAGUGGAGAACUAUUAGUUGCUUAUGAGAAAUCACUAUGUGAAAUUGCCAUUGUCUUCUUAGGUGGUGCCGAUGACCAAGAGGCACUGGCUUUUGGUUUGCACAUGGCUCAACAUCCAAAUGUUAGACUUACAGUGUUUUGGAUAAGGGUUGAAAUGCUAAAAAAACAAAGAAAUAUGAAUGACCCUUAUAUUGAAUUGAUAGAGCAUAUAAAGUAUAAUCCUAACCUUACAGGGAAGGUGAACUUUAAGGAGGAGAUUGUGGAAGACGGGAUAGGAACAACACAUAUAAUCCGAACAAUGGAAGGACAUUUUAAUUUGGUUAUAGUGGGUAGACACCAUAGAGAAAACUUUGAAUGUACACUAGGCUUGACAGAAUGGUGUGAACUCCCAGAGCUUGGGCCAGUUGGGAACCUUUUAGCCUCAGAUUUUACAUUUUCAGUUUUGGUGGUGCAACAACAAUCCUUCAAUUUUGAUUUUGGAUGUAUUAGGUGAAUCUCAAGAAAAGAAUAUACAUACAUAUACAUUUAUAUACGAGAAAAAAAUAUACACAUAUAUGAGAAAUGUGAUGUUAUAUGAGAAAAUAAGAAUAAAUCAUGAUUAUUAGAUCUAAUCAUAAAUGGUCAAGAUUAAAACAAUUAAA